Ruditapes philippinarum (Manila clam) is the source of this 1621-nucleotide messenger RNA. RefSeq lists its product as uncharacterized. NCBI's taxonomy places the organism in Eukaryota, Metazoa, Mollusca, Bivalvia, Venerida, Veneridae. The record is from RefSeq and is a predicted model, not a curated record.
UAUAGAAGAUGGAGUAUAUUUCGACAUUUUGUAUCAUACUUUACGCCGUGGUUAUACAAGUAAAUGGCCACGGUCGUUUGAUCAGCCCUCCCGGGCGCUCUACAAUGUGGAGGUAUGGGUUCCCUACUCCCCAUAAUGCCGACGAUCAUCAAUUAUCUUGUGGCGGAUUUGGCGUCCAGUUUUAUAGAAACAAUGGCAAAUGUGGUAUUUGCGGAGAUCCUUACCAUAGUGAUCGCCCAAACGAGGCUGGCGGAUUGUACGCAACAGGAACUAUUGCGCGCACAUAUAACCAAGGUGACGUCAUUACGGUCCAAGUGGAAAUCACCGUCAAUCAUGGCGGUUGGUUUGAAUUUAAACUCUGUCCAAAUAAUGACGCGAAGAAACGAGCAACACAGGAAUGUCUGGACAAAUACUUGUUGCUACAUUUAGAUGGUUCAACGAGAACAAUUGUACCGGAAGGACUCGGGAUCGUUUCGAUAAAACUAAGAUUGCCAAAGGACUUGACGUGUUCACAGUGUGUUCUACAAUGGAAAUGGAACACAGCGAGUAACGUGCGUUGUAACGGGUCUAACUGUUGUCGGGGAUGCGGGCCACAAGAGCAGUUCUAUGGUUGUUCAGACAUUACUAUAAAAGGGAGCAACUCGCCAUACAAACCUCCCGUGAUUGUUCAACCGGUCCCAACACAGAAGCCACUCCCACCUAACUUCAAUAAUGGUGGAAGCGGCGGGGUACCAGGCUCGUUUCAACCUAUUGUUCCCAGUUUUGGCGGCAAUAAUUUGCCGACUGGACAUGUACCAAUUCCUGAUAUUGUUAAAGACUGUAAAGGAACUGCAUUAUUUAGGUCAAAUAACGCGAUGGCAGACGACUGGUGUAGGAGGAACUGUAUGAAUGGAUAUUGUCCAAAGGAUUACUGCGAUGACACGUGUAGAGGAGGUGCGACACUUGUUCCAAUAAACAACUCUAUGAAUAAUGCUUGUAAAGCAAAACAAUUCUGGCGGGAAAAAAACCCAGUUCCUGAAGCAGCCGAUAAAUGGUGCUUAAACAGAUGCAGAAACGGUCAUUGUCCCUUGGACUACUGUGAAGAUUCGUGUUGGGCACGAUUGUAAUUUAAAAAAUGCAAUGAAAAAAAACAAGGAAAGCAAUAAAAAACGAAUAUUCAUCAAACUUUCGAAACUAAAAAAUCCCAUAUCAGUUAAGUUUGCUGAUCUGAAAUUGCUUUUUAUACUUUAACUAUUACAAACAAACGCUGCGCUUUGUUUUUCAGUGAGUAAUUGCCUUAUGAUUGACCUGUACAAUUUCUUCCCAGUAUUUACAAUGAUGUUUAUGUAUACAAAAGUCCUUAUCUGAACAGAUGUGUACAUACAUGUAAUCAUUUACUUAUACUUCUGCCUCAUUUUUAUCAAUGAUUAUAAAAUUACAGGGGGAAAAAGGGUUAUAUCUUUUUCAUGUAUAUAUUUGUAUAUUUGUUCUGUAUUGAUCUGAAAUAUAAUUGUUUAAUUAUUAGUUCAUUAGCCAAUAAGGUCUCUAUAAAAUCUGCUUUUUUAUUACAAUAUGUGUCUUUUUCAAAUGUGUUUGAUAAUGAUUUCUACGUUUUAACUUAUUAAAGGUUUAUUGAACAUAA